AGCCGGCGGGUAUAUAGAGCGUGUCGCCUCACGACCGGACUGCUGUUAGUCGCCAGCAGCGCUACGGGGCAUCAAGGAGGUAUUUCAGAUUUGGCUGACUCGUGAUAUCAGCUCGCUGCCAUCAUGAAGUUGCUCACGCUGUUGCUGCUCGUCGGCACAUGCGCGGGACUGCAGUACCCGCUGCAGUACCUGUACCACUACCGCGCCAAAGUCUCCGCUGGAAUACCAGAAAUCAACCGCCAUCAGAGCGCCAAGUCGAGCAUCAGGGCCAACCUCAGGGUCUACGUCACGUCAGCCACUACCGUUGCUUUUAAACUGGAAGACGUCGAAUAUUCCGACUGUCACGUCUGUCGGGAAUGCACUUCUGAUCCUGAAUACAUCGCAGCUUUUGAAGAGCCUGCGUCACUAUUGGGCCGACAUGCCUUCGGUAUCAACGAACGAGGGCACUUCGUGCACCACGCAGGCGAGAGGGCAUGGGUUCUGAACUUCUACAAAAGCAUCGUUGGUUUGUUCAACAUUUCUCCCCUGCGCAAUACUUUCUUCGGCACCCACAACGGCACGCGCGCUGGAGCCUACAACGACUUUGAGCAAACCGUAAUGGGGACCUGCAAGACAACGUACACGGAACACAAACUGUCCGGCGUGGCAUUGGCGCAAUAUUCGCUGUUCGUACGCGAACACAUCACCGGAGACCGACAGCUGAACAACACCUGCGCUGCUCCUCUAGUAGCCAAAUUACCCCCAGGCAGGAAGGCUCGCUCUGUCAGUGGUAGGAAGACCACUAAGACCUCGGUAACCUCGCCCCUCACCAGAUGCGAUCUGCCAAGAAUUAACCGAACUGUCACUCGCGUAGUCCGGUCCGUCAACCUCGAGGAAUGCGUCGACCGAGUGGAGCAUCAGCACACGAUGGGCAGCAGCUGCAACCUGGGAGAAGAUCAGUGCGAGAACCUGUACUCCCGCAGCAGCAACGGCAUUUUCUACAUCAGGGGCGACCACAGCGGCAUGAGGCUCGAGAAAGCCAAAGUCAAGGGAGCGAUCGUCGUCAGUCCCUUCGGUUAUGAGACUGAACAUUUGCAGACCGUCACCUGGCAGAAAUUGGCGCUGGUCUCUGUAGAGGCUCUACCAUCGACUCCACCCGACUGUUCGCGCGGGACGUGUGUUGAAGACACACAAAUGACGUACACCCUCACCGUCCCAUACACUGAAGACUAUGUCUCUGCCUACAAGUGGGCACGUCCUGGCAGCAUGAAAAAGACAAUACAAGAAAUAACUGGAGCUUUCGUAGAUGCUGCCGGUCAAAAAAAGAAUGAGCAACGAGUUGCUGGUCUCAUCCACGAAGUCGCAGCGGCAAUGGCUACAGGAAGACUCGAGGCGACUGCACGCGCGACUUUGCUUCUCAAUUACGCCACGUAUCUCAUGUACGACUUCACCGCUGAUGAACUGCUCAACGUAAUGGCAUUGAUCCCACCAGCAGAAUUUGAUUUGUUCUACGGUGUAAUCGGUGAACUGGGCACCCAGCCUGCGGUGACGCUCUUCUUGCAGGCGUUGAAGGACAACCGCGUGUCAGCCUUCAGACAAGUCGUCUUCUCGGGCUCCCUCAACAACAACCUUAAGACGACCAAUGCUCUCAAGCCUGUCAUGGAUUAUGUUCUCAGCCAGAACAUCGACGCCAAGCCAUUCUCGACAUCUCAAUCGCUGUUGAACCUCGCCUCGUUGGUGCAUCGUCUUUGCCUUGGGACGAGCGGUCGCAACGACUCCUUCACUCACUUCGCCAAACAGCAGUGCCGACGUGACCAGAUCCUUGAGAUCUUACAGAGGACCCUCAUUGACAGACUCUCGAAUUCCACCAAGUUCUGGAAGCAAAUGGUUUACGUGAAAGCUCUGGUCAACCUGAAGACGGUUGAGUCGACCAACGCCCUGCUGCCGUACGCCCUCGGCAGGAGGCAGUGCGACACUCAAGUUCGAGCUUUGGCCCUCGAGGCCCUGGCGAGCUGGAACGCCCCGAGUGGCCGACAUCAGACGAAGAUCACUUUGAUAUUAUUGGACAUCUUCGAAAACCCUGCCGAACAUCCGACCCUGAGGGCGCGUGCAUUAGCUUUCCUCUCCUCGUGGCCUCUGACGUCGGCAGCUUGGACGCGCCUGGCGCUGGCCACAAAAAUGUCUGGCCUGAGAGAUCUUUCUGCACUCACCUACUCGCUUAUCAAGACUACUUCUGAAUACCAGCAUCCCGAGGCCAUCAGGAUGCGUCAGCUUGCGCAGCACGCACUCUCGCUUGCGAAGCCCAGCAGCGCGGCUGAACGCUACUCGGCCUUCAAGUCUUGGUACCGCUACUGCUUCUCUUCUCAGUUUGGAAGCCUGGACUACCAGAUGGGCAUCAAAGACCCCGCGUCUCCCCUGCCAGCAGAGUUUUCUGCCUACGUCAGGAAAACUUUAGGAGGCGCGGUGUUCCAUCGCAAGUUGGACGUCUCAAUUUCCAACGACAACGGGAACUUGAUGGAGAUUAUCAGCAAGCUGCUGUACAACGUGGCCCCCGCGAUCAGCAAUGCGCAAAUCUCAACCAACUUGAUGAAGAUGCUCCGUUCGGAUCUGGUCAUCAACGAGAAGGUUCGGGCGGCAAUAGUGGGCUUGGUUUCCUUCAACCCACUGAAGGACGUUCAGAUCUUCCUGCCUCUCGAGCACGAGUUCAUUGCUGACUUCGUGAAGUCUGUGUGGGGCUCCGGCAAUAGCUUCUCUGGGCCUAGCACCCUGUAUGUCAACCCCGUUGAUUAUACGUUCACUACAGUGAAUGAUAUUGGACUGCCGGUCAUUACUAAUGUGGCGAAGCCAACAAUUUACCACUUCACUGGCACCUUGGCCUUCUCCAGAAAUGCAUCCAAGCAAACUUUCGAACUGGAAACUAGAGCAUUCGCGGAAUCUUGCGUGUCUACAUUGAGUGUAAUCGUCGAGACAAUGGCACCGUGGUCCAGAAGUAUGGUGGCCGCUGGAGUCUCUCACACCACCGGCGCACUGCAACCUUACUCCCCCAAACUGGUCUACAGAGCUACUGCAGACAAAGACCACAACGCUGGUUUAGAAAUCACUCUCACUCCGAAAUACGAAACGAGUGCUAUAGUGUUCAUAAAGACGACUCAGCCCUACACCCUCCUACGGGACACAGCGCCCGCCGAUGUAACACAGGUGCUCCAGAACAUGGCACCUGUUGAGCCCGAUCCUCUGUCACACACCAAGUACAAGAAUGAAUGGACCUUGCCUUUAAAUUUUGAUGCCAAGUAUGAAGGCGACAUCCCGCUGUCUCUGGAAUUGGAUUCCUUCUUUGACAAGAAAACGUCUUCGUUGGAUAAAUGGCUGCUGGCUCCUUCGUUGCACGCCUUCACCUUCUCCGUCGUGCAUAAGUUUAACCCUACCAACGCUCGUGUCGUCCUCAGAUACAGUCUAGGCCAUUUGGAACGCGCGUCCGACGCCGGUCGCUUCGUCUCCAAGUACGGGCAAGAUUCCUUCGAGGACUACGAGCUGUGCGGCCACGAGAGCUCAGACAUCGUGCAGCAGUUCACUGGGGAUCAGUCGCAAGACGAGGACCUGUGGAGUCAACAGUCUGGAGGUGUCGACAUCGAGCAGUCAGGUUUCAAUGAAAUUCAGACGUUCGGGUCAUUCGGCCAGGAGGAGCAACAGCAGUCUAAAGCUCCGCAGAAGUUAACGAUCCUCGACUCGACUGAAGUGGAACUGACCCGCCCGACUCAGCAGUUUGGGCGCGUGUCGGAGCCGCAACUCAUGUCGUUCUUACGCAAUCUUCGCAGGAACGCCGGUUGGAAGUACCAAAUAACUGGCCAAAGCAUCCGCGGCGAGGUAUGGCGCAACAAUCAGCAGACCGCGAGCUUCGAGGCUGUCUUGGCCACCACAACUUGUUACGGACUGCAGGACCAAAAGUCUACCAAGAUUGCGGCGGUCUUCGACGUUACUGGAGUGCCUUGCGCCAGGUCUUGUUUCGAGGGGGAAUUGACGCUUCCCAAGCUGAACGACCUCGACACAAUUGACGUCAUUUUCGCAAAGAACCUCACCAAGUCCGAGCAGUUCAGCAUGUAUCAAGGGGACCGCUGCGAGACGCUUUUCUCAUCAGCCUCGCAAAAGUAUUCACUUACUGAAGCGGGUAAGGCCAGCCUGAAACAGAAAUUGCAGGAAAAGAGCAAAUGUCACUGGAGCAAGAAAACCGACGCUGUACAAGAGUUCCACAAAAUAGCGGAGUACAACGAAGUCACAACCACCCUCAAUGUGAAUGACGUCAAAAAACUGCCUUGUCGAAACAGCUUCCUCGGGUUCACUUACAAGACUCUCUUCAAUGAAAUCUUUUUGAAAAGAAUUAUGCACGAGCCUACUAUUGACGAUUGUUUUGCUGAGGACAGCGUGAAGAAAAUACAGUCUUCCGGCAACCGUGAUGAACAGAACAGGUGGUUCGUGACUCGUAACGGUCAGAAAGUUUUGGAUGGAGUCCAACUCCCUGAAGUCGCCCAGAACUUUGCAAAAAUUGGCAUCAUGUCGGAUUACAUUCCCGGAGACUACUGCGUCAUCCAGCCUAAUUCAAUCACGACGUACGACGGCCUCCACGUGAACACGUCACUCUUGGACCGCUGCGCGUCACUCGCCACGACGCUGUGCGAGCACGGCAACGAUGAUGACUUCGGCAUCGCCGUGCAGCGCUCAGCACGCAACGGAGUCCUGGUCAUCAUAGGAGGUGAACGUCAGGACUUUUCUCUCACCAUCAACGACGGGGAGAUUAUGAUAAACAACCAAAGAUGGGAUGGGCGAGAGUACUUUAGGGAGCUCAAGGGGCAGGGCCGGAGCAACGUGAUCGGGUUCUUGUACAGACGCCGCGGCUUCUACAAAGUGGAGCUGCACGGCCUUGUUGAUGUCAUUGUCAAGGAAUCCAGCGUCUACAUUAAGGCCGCUGACCGCUUCCGAGGCUACUUGUGUGGCCUGUGCGGGGACCUCAACAUGGAGCCUUCGAAUGACAUGAAGACGCCUGAAGGCUGCCUUCUUACCAACCCUGACCUCUUCGUUUCCUCGUGGAAACCUUCAUCUGGCUUCCAGUGUUCCUCUGAACGUCACGUUGAUCCUGCGACAUGCAUCAAAGAAGGACCUCUCCCACUCGACUACUAUGCGCAGUAUCAGCUGUAAUAAUUACAGAGUUCGAUCCAUUAGCUAUCAAGGCCCAUGUAUAUCCCAACACCAACCUCUCUAUUUGACCUUUUUCUUGGCAAUUCCUAUAUAAUGGCAAUAAUUUUUGUAUCAAGGUUAUCUUUUGUAUCUAAUACAGGCAAGAUCCUUUGCAUUGCUCCGCAGCAUCAACAUAAUCCUUGAAAGUUUAUCCACAGUCAAUAUAUACCGUAUUUUCCAAAAUCAUAAAAUUCAACCUAUAUAGAGGUUAAUGCGGUCAGUGAAGAAAGCAACUGCGCAAAUUUGCUCUAAAAACUAAUGUGUUUAUUAAAUUUUCAUUGAAACACACAUUGCGAUUAGUUUUUGCGAUUCAAUCCAUCUGAAACAGCGAAUUAUUGGUGUCGCUCGUGUUAAUUAUAUGAUUGGGGUUUUUAAUGGUCCAUUUCUCUCUGUUAACGGUUUCAUUUCUUAACCAGAAUAUAUCCAUCGUCACUUUUACCUCCGCUCUCUCCGGCUUCAAGUUAAAUGCGAAUAUUAAAUACUUGUACGGGAUUUUUUAAGUAAAACAUCAUGUUUUUCUCUGCACACAAAUACAUGUGUUUCUAUGAAGAAAAUUUCUAAGUUGUUAAUACCAUAUUUUCAGUUCAUAAAUUUGCGCACAUUAUAUACGCUAUAUAAUGUUUGUUUGCAGUUAGACAAUGUUGUUAUAUUGUUGUCCUAUCACACUUGUUCCAUCUAAUAUUAAUAUUGCCAAACAA
Messenger RNA from Hyalella azteca, 5906 nucleotides. RefSeq names its product hemolymph clottable protein. The record is from RefSeq and is a predicted model, not a curated record. Gene Ontology annotation, molecular function: lipid carrier activity. The coding region runs from base 124 to 5169 and encodes 1681 amino acids. NCBI's taxonomy places the organism in Eukaryota, Metazoa, Arthropoda, Malacostraca, Amphipoda, Hyalellidae. Gene Ontology annotation, biological process: lipid transport. The transcript is spliced from 34 exons.